Messenger RNA from Leptidea sinapis, 3668 nucleotides. It is a transcript of the gene Arp2, whose product is annotated as actin-related protein 2. Gene Ontology annotation, molecular function: actin filament binding. The record is from RefSeq and is a predicted model, not a curated record. The transcript is spliced from 12 exons. Bases 115 to 1314 code for a protein of 399 amino acids. Gene Ontology annotation, cellular component: Arp2/3 protein complex; actin cortical patch. NCBI's taxonomy places the organism in Eukaryota, Metazoa, Arthropoda, Insecta, Lepidoptera, Pieridae. Gene Ontology annotation, biological process: Arp2/3 complex-mediated actin nucleation.
AGACGGGUAGGGGUGCUGAAUCUUUCAUAAUUUAAUACUUUAAAUUUUAUAAUAUUUUCCAGUGCUCCCUGUUCAUUAUUUGUUCAGUCUGAUAUAAUAUAUUAUAAAUCUGCAAUGGAUGACCAAGGUAGAAAAGUUAUUGUGUGUGACAACGGCACAGGAUUUGUGAAAUGUGGAUAUGCUGGCAGCAAUUUUCCAGCCUUCAUAUUUCCAUCAAUGGUUGGCAGACCAAUCAUAAGAGCAGAGAAUAAAAUUGGUGAUAUUGAUGUCAAGGAUAUUUGUAUACGAGAUCUUAUGGUUGGAGAUGAGGCGUCCCAGUUGAGGUCUAUGCUGGAAGUUAGCUAUCCAAUGGAGAAUGGAGUGGUGAGGAACUGGGAAGACAUGUGCCACGUCUGGGACUAUACCUUCGGGCCCAGCAAGAUGAAUGUGGACCCCAAGGAGACCAAGAUAUUGCUCACGGAGCCUCCGAUGAACCCCACGAAGAAUCGCGAGAAGAUGAUCGAGGUUAUGUUCGAGAAGUAUGGAUUCGAUAGCGCAUACAUCGCGAUACAGGCGGUUUUGACGCUGUAUGCGCAGGGUUUGAUAUCCGGCGUCGUCGUGGACUCUGGAGAUGGAGUGACGCACAUAUGUCCUGUGUAUGAAGAGUUCGCGUUGCCACAUCUGACCCGGCGGCUGGAUAUAGCGGGGAGAGAUAUCACCAGAUAUCUUAUUAAGUUGCUUCUACUGCGUGGUUACGCCUUCAACCACUCGGCAGACUUCGAAACAGUCCGGAUGAUGAAGGAGAAGUUGUGCUACAUCGGUUACAACAUAGAGCAGGAGCAGAGGCUCGCCUGGGAGACGACGGUGCUGGUAGAACCUUAUGUGCUACCGGACGGUCGAGUGAUCAAAGUGGGCGGUGAAAGGUUCGAGGCGCCCGAAGCUCUGUUCCAACCUCACUUGAUCAAUGUGGAAGGUCAGGGCAUUGCUGAACUGGUCUUCAACACUAUACAGGCAGCUGAUAUUGACAUGCGUAACGAGCUGUACAAGCAUAUAGUGCUAUCCGGAGGCAGCACCAUGUAUCCCGGGCUCCCGUCGCGACUCGAGAGGGAGAUCAAGCAGCUGUAUCUGGAACGAGUGCUCAAGAACGACUGCGACAAGCUCAACAAAUUCAAGAUCCGCAUCGAGGAUCCGCCGCGGAGGAAGGACAUGGUGUUCAUAGGCGGCGCGGUCUUGGCCGAAGUGUGCAAGAACCGGGAUAACUUCUGGCUCACAAGGCAAGAGUAUCAGGAACAGGGCCUUGGGUGUCUUCGUAAAUUGGGACCGAGAGCUAGUUAAUUAUACACUAUACAUAGUUACAUAUUACUGUUUGCAAAUACCAUUAUCCUGACAAUAUUUUACUUUCAAUCUACUUUGACCUGUAAUGCUCUACUUAAAGCACUCUUCCAAAACUCAUUCUCUACGUAAGGGCAAUCCUAAAGGUUUCCAAAACAUUCUAAAGAAUGUUUUGGAAACGUAUAGAAAUUUAUAUAUUAUUCUAAAACCGCUGUAUAUAAAUUGACGUGUAUUUGCUGUAACGGAUUAUAAGAAAAAUAGUUUUAAAUAGUACCGCUAGAUGCGCUGUCUUGUGUUUUUAUUUAUAUAUAUCUAAGUCGAUGUGAAUUUUAUGUACAGAAACCAAUGACGCACUAUAUACAUAUGGACAUACCAUUCGAUGCCUGAUAGCGAAACGGCAAUAGUGUGCUUAAAGACAAUGUAAGCACACUUCUCCUUUGUUGUGUGUAAAGUGUGCUAUAAAAAAGUGCUCAAAUAAUACGUUAACGACUAUUUUAUAAGAUGGGUUGGCAAAAAGCGUAAAUAAUUUAUUAAAACGAAUAAUUUUUUCAUUAAAAUAUGGUGCAAGUAUUCACAUCCCUUUCUUUCCCGCUUGCCAGAAUGAGACAGAUGAAAGGACGCGACCAGCACACAGUCAUAAAUGAAAACUAUAGAGGCGUUCGUUUUUUUAAAGGCCCAAGUGAACAAUGAUUAGCAAUAUUGUAUUUUUUGUACAGAAAAUCAUUGCCGCUGAAUGUGAACGGCUUACAAGAACGUGAACAAUUACAAACUAGUGCUAUUCACACGGUGCUAUCACAGACGUAUCGUAAUUGAUACUUAAAUCCACCGCAAAUCUGUAAAAACUUAUUAGAUCCAAAUCCAAUAAAUAAAAAUACAAACUUCCGACUUAAUACUCUGAGUGCGAUUUUGAUCAAAGCCGUAAAAAACCUCUGACUGAUAAGAUCAGAUUGACAAACGUAAAACUCCGGGUUCGAGUCGUGCGUCGUUCAUACAUUUUGGUUACAAAUAUAAUUUAUGCUCUACACUUAAAUUUAAGGCCGACGCUAAGAUCUAUAGAGCGUACUUAAACUUUGCUCAGACUUAACCCACAAUCCAAGAACAAUGAAGGUCAUAUCAUCAUUUGGAUCACAUCUGCAGUGUACAUGGAUGGCAUCAAGCAAGGUCACCCCUGAUGGAACUCUGGAUUACAUCCGUCUAGAUUACUCUUUAGGAUGUUACGCGAGGAAUUCAGGCCGUAUGAGAUAUUUAUAUAUUAAAUUUAAUAUAAGUUUUCACUUUAAUAAAUAAGACACCUAAUGUAUUCCUUAUGUUUUGUAUUAGUUAUAAGAAUUUUUUAUUUGUUAUAUUUUAAGUUUGAUUUCAAAAUUUUUAUAAGAUUUAUGAGUAAAAUGACUUCAAAAUAAUAUAAUUAUGUCAAGAUGAAAAGAAAUAAAACAUUACUUUUGAAAUUUCCAUUUAUAAGUUCAUUAUUAUAAUCUUAAUAGUGUGAACGUUCCAAUGUAUUUAAUAAAAAAAAUUAUCGCCGUCUUUCAAGUUCGAAACUGUAACAUAGUUUGUAUUUUAAUAUUCUUAAUGUACAUAUAAACAGCUUCAGUCGGGAUUAUUAACAAAACAUAAUCUAGCUAAUGUCCACGUGUUCGUCCGUGUUUAUUUUCGUAUCGGUAGUGCGUAUAUUUAAAGUAAAAAUUGUUUAUUUGAUAAAAAAAAUCAGUAAGAAUGCAGCAAAAUCGUGACACAACUUAAUACGAGUACCGGUACGCAAGCGAGCGAACCGGUACGACGGGGAGGACAGACUGCUUUUCUUCACUCUCUACUUGUAUCUAUAACACAUACACUUAACUGCUUAGUCUGUUACGCUAUGGGGGGUAGAGGCAAGAAGGAUCAUCCAUUAAAGGAGUAAAGUUGACACUUUGUGCAGCUUAUGCUGUAAAUAACAGUUCAAAAAACUUCCACAAUGACGCUCUUAUUAGAGGGAAAGUGCACCAAGAGUGUUUAGUAUUAUUUUAUAUUUGGCUACUGUGAUGAUGCUUCUGUGGCGCCACCCUACUUUAAUGCAUUUUGACGGACACUUUCUUAUACACAGAUGAUUCUCCUUACCUCUACCCUCCAUGCUAAUGCGAGUAUAUAACCAGCAGACGUUUUUCACUACCAAACAAAUGUCAAAAUUCACUGGCAACAGUAUGAUUUUGCACGCGGAUAAUAUCAAUGGAAUUAUUAAUAUGACUAGUUGAUGUACAUGUAUGUGGGUAGAUUGAAAUGGACACCGUAUAUUUUAUAUUAAGAUGUAAUUAAGACUGUAUUAUUUUGCAUUUAAUGUAAUCAAAAAUAUUGUAAUAAAAUAAAUCUACUUAAUUUGA